AUGAGAUCUGAUGUUGAAGAACAUAAAGGUAGUGGGAAUACAUUUAUAACCGAAUGUUUUACAAAUUGGAAAAAGAGUGAUAGGUUUCAAAAUCAUGUUGGAGGCACAAAUAGUCCUCAUUAUCAAGCUUGGAAAAAUUGUGAAGCUCUAAUGAAACAAGCACAACACAUUGAUGUUGCUUUGUGUAAACAGUCUCAUCAAAUUAAGGAACACUACCGAAUUCAUUUGACUGCUGUAAUUGAUUGCAUUCGUUUUUUAUUGCGCCAAGGGUUAGCUUUUCGUGGUAAUGAUGAGUCGGAGUCUUCAAGUAAUAAGGGAAAUUUUCUUAAGCUGCUAGAUUUUCUUUCCAACCACAAUGACACUAUUGCUCAAGUUUUGAAGAAUGCUCCUAAAAACCUCAAACUAAUAGCUCCUAGUAUACAAAAAGAUAUUGUUAGAGCCGCUGCUAAUGAGACUACUAGAGCCAUACUUGAUGAUUUGGGAGAUAAUUUAUUUGCUAUUUUGGUUGAUGAAUCUCGAGAUAUCUCAGUUAAGGAACAAAUGGUUGUGGCUUUGCGUUAUGUGAAUAAGAAAGGACAAGUUAUAGAGUGUAUUCUUGGUCUUGUUCAUGUUUCCAACACUAAUGCUUCAUCAUUGAAAUUGGCUUUGGAUUCAUCUUUUGCAAAAUAUGGGUUAAGCUUGUUAAGAUUACGUGGACAAGGAUAUGAUGGAGCAAGUAAUAUGCAAGGUGAAUUUAAUGGGCUCAAAAGUUUGAUAUUGAAAGAGAAUAGAUGUGCAUUCUAUAUUCAUUGCUUUGCUCACCAACUCCAAUUAGCUCUUAUUAUCGUAGCAAAAAAGCAUGUUGAAAUUGCAUUGUUUUUUAGUAUAGUUGCUAAUUUGUCUAAUGUUGCUGGAGCUUCGUGUAAGCGUCGAGAUAUUCUUCGUGACAAACAAGCUACUAAGGUGAAAGAAGCAUUGCAAAAGGGAGAAAUCUCAAGUGGACGUGGCUUGAAUCAAGAAAUUACUAUCAAGAAGGCAAAGGAUACAUGA
Lotus japonicus is the source of this 1029-nucleotide messenger RNA. RefSeq lists its product as uncharacterized. NCBI's taxonomy places the organism in Eukaryota, Viridiplantae, Streptophyta, Magnoliopsida, Fabales, Fabaceae. The transcript has a single exon. The coding region runs from base 1 to 1029 and encodes 342 amino acids. The record is from RefSeq and is a predicted model, not a curated record.